Molecule: messenger RNA, 618 nt
Organism: Funneliformis caledonium
Lineage: Eukaryota; Fungi; Glomeromycota; Glomeromycetes; Glomerales; Glomeraceae
Source: the annotation of a GenBank genome assembly
AUGACGUCGCCAUAUUAUUCAAUCGACCCUGGGUUAAUUAGUCGGAAUUAUGAAACGUCAUGUAGUCCCGACGUUCAGCAACUUAUUUUUAAAGCACUUAACUCAUGCAAUUCUCAAGGAACAGAUGUUGCAUAUAAAUAUUCGUUCUUUCAUCUUAUAUUAGUAAAUCUUUUCAAAAUCACUUGUGAAGAAAUAUUAGAUAAUUUUGAACCGAUGACAAGCAAUACUGUUACCGACAAAGUUUUUUUAUUUACAUAUAAUCAGAAAAAUUACAAAAUAACCUGCGAAUAUAUUCCAUCCCCAAUGGUUGUUGAUAUAUUGAAUAAAAAAGUAUAUGAUGUUGAUACAAACUUGAAUGAGCAGCAGCAACGACCAUUUGUGGAUUUUCCUAAAGGAUAUAAAGUCGACUUUGAGUCUUCCUUGAAACCAUAUUUAGAUAUGUAUCUGGCACAGGUUCACAUUCAAAAUGAUCAAAGUGGUAAUGAAAAUGGUAGAUAUGUUUUUAAAUUGUUUCGUUCAGGAAUUUGGACGAAUACUUCAUUGAAGCCAAAGAAGAUGAAACAUAUCCGUGUAAAAAAUGGACAAAAGAAAUUACUGAAGAAUUCAUUCGUAUUUUGA